Molecule: messenger RNA, 2214 nt
Organism: Mobula hypostoma (lesser devil ray)
Lineage: Eukaryota; Metazoa; Chordata; Chondrichthyes; Myliobatiformes; Myliobatidae
Gene: dync2i2
Product: dynein 2 intermediate chain 2
Exons: 8
Coding region: 247-1749 (500 amino acids)
Biological process (GO): intraciliary transport
Cellular component (GO): cytoplasmic dynein complex; ciliary plasm
Molecular function (GO): dynein heavy chain binding; dynein light chain binding
Source: RefSeq, a predicted model, not a curated record
GGCGGCCGUGGCGGCGCGAGGGGCCACGGUGACGUCAGGAGGCAUUGGGCACCAAUUGGACCAGGUCGUCAUGGCGACAGGGCGCGCUGAUUGGGUCGCGUCGAAUAUUAGCUCAUGCUCUGUGUGACAGAGGGUUCUUUUUUGUGUGUGUGUGGGAGGCGGAUGAGUCCUUAGCUCUGAACAUUUCGGUUAAGAAAUAAACUAAAAUCGAUUUAGAUUCUAUUUGGUUUUAUAACUUAACGGACCAUGUUCACCGAUGAGGUACAAGAGGCCGUGUCAGUGGAGUCGCGCUGGAGAAAAGCUCCUGAGCUCUGUGACGCAGUUUGUCAAACAGUGGAGGUUCGGCGUGCCGAAGCCUCAGUGCAGAUACGACGUAGCGCGGAGAUCAGUACGCAGACAGAGCUGAACGACGGCCGAGAGCUCUCGGUCCUGGAUCAGAACAUCGAGCCAUCGGUUGAUUUUCCGCGUCUGGUUCGUUUUCUGCGGCAAGCGGAGCCGAUAUUGAUCAGGGAAUUAAAGAAGAACGUCCAAAGCCACGCGUUUGAUGGGUUUGAAGUUAACUGGAUAGACCAACCACAGACAGUUUCAUGCUUAUAUACCCUGCAUUAUCCAGAAGCCUGUGAGCGACAGCUGCAUGUUACUGGUGUGUCCUGGAAUGCUACUGGCUCUGUUAUUGCUUGUUCAUAUGGCAGGUUGCAGGAUGGUGACUGGAGCACAGAGAAAUCUUAUGUGUGUACCUGGAAUCUGGAUCGUAGAGGAUUAAACCCAAAUCGACCAGACGUUGUGAUUUAUGUUUCCAGUGCUGUCAUGUGUCUAGCAUUCCACCCAACUGAGCCUUCGUUGAUUGCUGGUGGACUUUACAAUGGAGAAGUUUUAGUAUGGAACUGCAGUAAAACUGAUGACCCUUUAAUUGCUGGAUCAGGAAUGUCUGAAGAUACUCAUCGUGAGCCUGUUUAUCAGGUUCAGUGGAACCAGAGUUUGAGUCACAGUAACAGAAUUCAAAUUCUGAGUGCGAGUACUGAUGGAAAGAUUCUCAUCUGGGGGAUGGAUGGCAAAGGUCAACUUGUAGUGCAGGAUGGAUUUGCUUUUAUCGUUCAGCAGAUGCCACGCAAUGUCAAACUCAAGGUUCGUGGGAACACUACUUUUGGUGUGACUGCUCUCUCUUUCUCUCACCUGGACAAGACUGUAUUCAUUACUGGUGUGGAGGGUGGUUACGUGCUGAAAUGUUCAACAGAGGUUCUGACUCGUGCAACGCUGAGCUCCGGUUCUGUUCCAUUGAAAGCACCAGCCCAAUUUACCUUCUCCCCCCACUGUGGUUCUGUGCAUGCUGUUGCCUGCUCACCAUUUCACAGAAACCUUUUUCUCACUGCUGGCACUGAUGGACAUGUUCAUCUAUACUCCAUGUUGCAAGCCAAGCCAAUUCUUUCUCUUCAGUUAUCUCAAACAUACCUCUUCAGUGUUUGCUGGUCUCCAGUCCGACCUCUAGUCUUUGCUGCAGCCACAGGAGAGGGAACUGUGCUGAUUUGUGAUCUUGGGCAGAGCUCUCUGUAUCCCUCAAUUUCUAUUGAACGGUGUGCUGAGAACAAACCAGUUUACUGCCUGGCUUUUAAUCCAAAACAACCGCAGCUGCUUGCAGCUGGUAAUGCAAAAGGAAGUGUCAAAAUCUGGCAGCUGAAUGCAGAACUGAUGAAGCAACGACCAAGAGAGAUGAUUUUACUUGAGCAACUUGCUAAUGAAGUGGCAGAUUGACUGACUGAAGACCUGGUGCAAAGUGCUGGAGAAUAUUUUCCCCAACUCCAGCAUUUCCCGCUUGUGCAUUAUGAACUAAUUCAGCAUAUUUAAACAUUUUUAAACAUUUUAAUAUUAGUCUGUAAUAUUUUUGUAAUACAAAGUAUUUAAGAACCAGAACUUUAAUUCCUUAGUCUAGUAUACACAUGUUGCAUCUUGCGAGAAACGGAAUCAGCCUGGUAGCCGCUUUCAAUUAGCUGUUCCCAUCCAGCAUUGUGGAGGAUUACCCAAUCUUCUCUAAUCUGCUCAAUUUCCACUUGCAUGUAUAUCUACUGAGACAGACACUAAAGAGGUUUUGCAGGGAUUUUGAGGCUACUGAGGGUGUGGAUCAGGGUAACCAAGAUCCCUAUUUACCUACAUAUUUUUCAUGAGAAGUAGAACCUAGGAACCCACAUUCGUUGCAGCAACUGUAACCUCCCCCCUCCC